GAAGUUUCCUGCGCCAGCAGUCAUUCAGAUUGCAGCUGUAAUUUCUGCUAAACUUAUCAGGAAUUGCUUGUUGAACGUCGCUGCCAUCCAUCGAUCAAGCAUUCGAGCUAGCGCCGACGUCAAGACCAGCAAGAAGAUUUUUUUGUUCCUUAGCAAACUAGCACAAUGAAUAUCAACGGAGGACAAGACUGGGAUACCGUGGUGAUCCGGAAGAAGGCUCCCAAAGCCGGGACAGUGAACAAGGACAAGGUGGUCAAUGACGCUCUGCGAGCAGGAGCGCAGAUAGAGGCUGUCAAAAAGUUUGGGGCUGGUGCAAACAAGGUCACCGGCGCUGGCAAGGACGCGGCUAAACUCGAUAGGGAGACAGAAGAACUGCAUCACGAUCGCGUGCCAACAGAGCUGAAGAAGCGGAUACAAACAGCGAGGCUAGAAAAGAAGCUCACUCAGGCGCAGCUGGGGCAGCUCAUCAAUGAGAAGCCAAAUGUGAUUCAGGAGUAUGAGAAUGGCAAAGCUAUUCCUGCGCCAGCUGUGCUGUCCAAGCUGUCUCGCGUGUUGGGAGUGCAACUGAGUGUGAAGAAGAAGUGAUGCAGUCCAAUGGCCGUCUCUGUAUCCCUACUUAUGCAGCAGAACAGAACUGUAACCGAUGGUAUUAGUGAGCAGCACAAACGCACUCCGGAGCUUUUCAUAGAGCAGCAGAUACAGGAGCUCUGCUAUAGUCUUCUAGGGGCGUCAAUGGUGCAUGCAAGAUUGCACAGCAGUGUGGGGGUGCUUCGAGUAAUUCAGCCACUUGCGGUCCCAAAAAAUUGUAGUAAGGAUGUGGGACUGGUAAAUGACCUGACGUGUGCAUCAUGCAUGCCUUAGUCUAGCUCACCAAAUGGAUGCCAUGGGCUCGAGUUCGGUCUCCUAUUCUUUGUGCUAUCUGCAAAUUCCUUUUGAGACUGCUCGAGCGUGACCUUGCAGCGCGCUCUUGAGCUUUGAGUCCGCGCCUGAACAUGUAACAUUAACGCUGCUGC
Molecule: messenger RNA, 1013 nt
Organism: Coccomyxa subellipsoidea C-169
Lineage: Eukaryota; Viridiplantae; Chlorophyta; Trebouxiophyceae; Coccomyxaceae
Product: MBF1-domain-containing protein
Exons: 3
Coding region: 166-585 (139 amino acids)
Cellular component (GO): nucleus
Molecular function (GO): DNA binding
Source: RefSeq, a predicted model, not a curated record